AUGUUUAAACAGCUAAGGCUAGAUUAUAGUCCGAAAAGUGCUCUAAGAACAGGUUGGUGCUAUGCUAAAAGGUUUAACUCGAACAUAAAUAGUUUCAAAUUUGAUUUUGGAGCUGGUGAUACAACUUUUGGUGAAUUAGUGGAUAAGAACUCAUCUGAUGUCUCAGAUUAUUCACCUUAUAGAAAUGCUGACGGUAGUUUUAUUAAAGGUUCAAGCAGUGAAGAAGCUAGACUUCACGACGAUACUAUAAAGGGAAGAGUGAAUCACAAUGUUAUUGCUCUACCAGAUGAAAUAUCCAAGGUGAUCAAUAAUAAUAUUCUCAGUUUAGUGUCUCCCGAUAGACUUAGAACCAAGCUGGCUGAAAUCUAUCAAUCAUUAUCCAAAGGUCAAAUGUUACAAGCUCCUACGAAUUCUAUUGAAACUGAUGCCCACAUAGCUUCGUUGUUCUUACAAGAUUAUGCACACACUUUUCAAGUUUUAGAUGAGCUCAAAAAACGUACUGAUGCUAAACCUGAUAGUAUUUUAACUGUCGGAUACGGGCCAGCCACUGGUAUGGUUGCCGCCAAUGAAGUUUUUGAAGAUUUCAGACCAAGUGUAAAGCAUGCGUAUAUCGUGGGAAGAUUCAAUAGAGAGAUGAAGAAAAGGGCUAAAAUUAUUUUAUCCAGACAAUUAUGUGAACAGCCUUUACAAGUUGAAGAAGUUGAAGAAGACGCUGUUGCUGAAGUGGAAGAUAAUGAAGUUGUAGAAGAAUUUGAAGAAGAAUUCGAGGAAUCACAGGAGCAAGUGAAUGAUUAUGUGGGACCUGUUGAUACCUCAAGAAUCAAUAUCGUCACCAAAAUCAAGGAUUCCCUACCUUCCAGAAGUUAUGACUUGAUCGUCGUUAACCAUGCAUUACUUACUAAAGAACAUCAUUUCCCUAGAGAUGUUGAUAUCAAUAUUCACAUGUUAUUGAAUUUACUUAAUCCAAAAGGUCAUAUUGUCCUUAUAGAAAGAGGAAACCAUACAGGUUUUGAAAUCAUUUCCAGAGCUAGACAAUUAAUGAUACGUCCAGAAAACUACGAUAAAGAGAUUGGUAAGUUACCCAGACCUUAUAUCAAAGGAAGUAAAGUAAAACCGCAAAAGUUGAGAGGUAUUGAUCAAUUGAUCACUGAGGAUGACAUUGAAUUUGAAGAACAAAUGUUGGCUGACAUAGAAAAGGAGAUUGCCGAAGAAAACGAAGUGUCUGAAAUGCAACAAUCAGAUGAUUUAGAAGACCUCGACCAAUCAGAAGAUUUCGAACAGUCGAUUAUCGAGAAACAUGGUGAAGUUUCUGAAGAAGAUUUGAAAUUCGAAUUCGAAGAUGAUGAAAAUUUCGAACUUACAGAAGUAAAGGAAGCUGAAGAUGUUGAUGUGGAAUACCAUUUGAAAAUCAUUGCUCCUUGUGCACAUCAUUCCAAAUGUCCCUUACAAAUGGGAGAUCCUAAAUAUUAUAAAAUUCCUUCUCAUAAACAUAAAUUAAGUUGGUGUUCAUUUGACAACAUCGUUGAAAGACCCAAGUAUACUAUGGAAUUGAAGAAAGGUAAAAGACUCGCCACAAAUUGGGAUAAGAGUGCCGACGAUGGAUUUGGUUUAGAUAACUUGAAUAAAGGAACUUUGAGAAACUUACAAGGUAAAGGUAGACCUGGAGGAAAGAAUACUGAAAAUGGUCAAUUUUCAUAUUUGAUCGCCCAAAGAUCUUCAAAUUCACCUGAAGAGAUCAAAAAGAUCAAUUAUGAAAGAGAAUUUAAUAGUUCUAAACUACUUGAAAAUAGUGAAAUGAACUGGCCCAGAAUAAUCAGUAUACCCACUAAAAUCAAAAACAACGUCAAGUUGAAGACCUGUGCACCAUCAGGUAAUAUUGAAAUCUGGCAAAUUCCUAAGAGUAUGGGCAAACAGAUUUAUCAUGAUGCCCGUAAAGUGAAACAAGGAGAUUUAUGGGCUUUAGAUAAAAAGAGCGUUCAAGUUAAAAAUCAAUUAGGUGAUGUUAAACGUGAAAAAUUAGAUAUUUUGUCUAAGCUUGAAAAGAAGAGUUUCAUCAAACAGCAAAGAAAGAAGACUUGGAAGAAGUUAGUCAGUCAUUCUGAAGAAGAUUUUGAUGAUGUUGUUAAAUUAAGUGAUUCCAUCGCAACUAAUUUGGAAACUUCCAAACAAUAUAAAUGGAAAGGUAAAAAGGCUAAAUAUGAUGUUGAUCCAAGGAAAUAUGACGGUAAAUAG
Molecule: messenger RNA, 2232 nt
Organism: Yamadazyma jaroonii
Lineage: Eukaryota; Fungi; Ascomycota; Pichiomycetes; Serinales; Debaryomycetaceae
Source: the annotation of a GenBank genome assembly